AUGAAGCUGAACGAGCGGAGCUUGGCCUUUUAUGCCACCUGCGACUCCCCGGCCGACAACGCCGGCUUCCUCUACAAGCGCGGUGAGCGGCACACGGCGUACCAUCGCCGCUGGUUCGUGCUGAAGGGCAACAUGCUCUUCUACUUCGAGGAGCGGGAGAGACGGGAGGCGGCUGCCAUGGAGUCGUGGGUGAAGUCGCUCUCACGGGCCAGCUUUGACUACAUGCGCUUGGUAGUGCGGGAGCUGGAGAAGCAGCUGGAGGAGAUGCGUUGGGGGUCAGCUGGUGGAUGCGGGGGCUGCCAGGGGUCACCUGGCUCCUGGAAGCCAAAGCCCUUGGGGCCGGAGCAGUGCCCAGAGCGUCUGCUGGCUCUGCCUGCUGUCGUGCCGAAGGAGAACGGCUGCGCGGUGUGGAACAACGCGCCAGGAGCGGACUACUACCCUAAGUGCUUCCUCAAAUCCCGUUCCACUAAAGCUCCCGCUAGCACACGACGGAGAAGAGCAGUCAUGGAUCGCACCUCGACCUUCUGCAGCGCGGUGGCAGGGAACAGAGUGGCCGUGGGCAAGCUGGGGCAGG
This is a messenger RNA of Eurypyga helias (sunbittern), 574 nucleotides long. Its product is annotated as sesquipedalian-1-like. The annotation marks the transcript as partial. The transcript is spliced from 3 exons. The record is from RefSeq and is a predicted model, not a curated record. NCBI's taxonomy places the organism in Eukaryota, Metazoa, Chordata, Aves, Eurypygiformes, Eurypygidae. Gene Ontology annotation, biological process: retrograde transport, endosome to Golgi; receptor recycling; endosome organization. Gene Ontology annotation, cellular component: recycling endosome; trans-Golgi network; early endosome.